Exaiptasia diaphana is the source of this 5648-nucleotide messenger RNA. RefSeq names its product pleckstrin homology domain-containing family H member 1. Gene Ontology annotation, cellular component: cytoskeleton. Bases 391 to 4716 code for a protein of 1441 amino acids. The transcript has 30 exons. Lineage: Eukaryota; Metazoa; Cnidaria; Anthozoa; Actiniaria; Aiptasiidae. The record is from RefSeq and is a predicted model, not a curated record.
AGAGGCUCAUGUUAUAGCUCAGUAAGACGUUGAUAACUGGUGAUACGUUCAGACAUGCUGAAUUUGACGUACCGGCUCUACGGUACAACGCGCGUGUCAUUCGUCUCUACACUAAGUCACGUAUUAAUCCCAGCAACAAUAUUAGUCAUUAGUUUUUUUCCCACUAUUUAACGCUCACUUCCGAGUUCUUUUGUGGUAGAGCAUUUCUCGAAUAGUUGUAUAAAUAGCAUAGGAUCUAUCUCGGGAAAUAGUUACGACAAUUGUCUAGUUGCAUUGAUAUGGUAAAUCCGUUACUGGAAUAGAGGCAAGACAAUUCGAAGCAAGAUAAACGGAUAUAGAAAGAAUUUAUAAUCUAGCUUCACGACAAUAUACUUAUCAUCGUUGGUCAAUAUGGAAGGCAAUGAGCAACACUGGAAAACUCGUUGUGGGGUUUUAGAAGAACAGUUAGCACGAUUCCGAGAACAGGCCGCUAAAGUUCGAGAAGUCAUUGGAAUCAAGCUGAAAGACUUGGAACAGAAACUUGAAGUUUCAGAAUCAAAUGUCACUAAAGCAGAAUCCAUGGUUCAUGAAUUAGAAGAACAAGCAAAAUCAAGCGAAGAAGAAGCUCAGAAUGCCAAUCAACGAGUUAAGCUGUUAGAGGAACAACUCCAGAAAAAUCAAGAAUUUAUGUCAAAACUACAGAGUGACUUGGAAUCUGAGAAACAAGAAAGAAUACUACAUGCACAACAAGUGGAGGAAAAGGCUUCAAGUAUCAGAGAAUGGGUCCAAAAUAAAAUGAGAGAGUUUGAAACCGAAUCAUCUCAAAUGAGGCUGGAGAGUGAACAUAUGAAAAGAGAGAAUGCCAAUUUACGUGACGCCAACCAACAAGCAAAUUUACUACUCGGUGAACUUAAAGAAAAGCUGUCCUUCAGUCAAGAGCAAGUUGUCAGGCUAUCUGGAGAGUUAUCCAAAAAUGAAAGAGGUGAUGAGCAAAGUCCUGAGUAUCAGGUCUUGGAGUGCCUUGAGAUUAACAAUGACAAAAAGAUUAUUUCACCUGAUAAUCAUCAUCAUAAUUCAACAUCAGUUGAUGACCCAGUCUCCCCGACUUCACUUGAACUACCAGCAUCUCCUAUGUCAACUACUGGAGACAAUCUGUUGGAAGAAUGUCAAAAUGAUAUCUGUGAUGAAACUCAGGACUCAAAUAAACACCUAAAUGAUGAUUCAGAAAAUUUGGAUGACUCCAAGAAAGAUAAUUCAGAGACUGCAAUUAAGAGAACUUCUAGUGGUAAAUCACCAUCAAAGAUACCUAGAUAUGUUGGUGAAACUGGAAAACAAGGCCAGCAAACAAACUCAGGGAAGAUUUCAUACUAUAUGUCAUUGAAACGAGGCAAAGAGAAUGAUGGAAAUGAAGCUAAGUUUUACAUUCAAGUACAUGAUCUGGAAAAUGCAAGUCCUUAUAUGCAACUGGUUCGUCAAGAAAGUAAUACGACUAUUAAUUCUGAGAGGGAUAGCUGUAUUUCGGAUAUAUAUACAAGCCCCUUUCAAACUAACAGAAACUCUGAGGUUUUUCCUGAUGAAAACAAACGAAGUAUACUAAACAGUGUUUCAUCAUUGUGUUCUAAUGAUCCAUCAGCUCUGGAUGUGAAUAAGCUAUAUGAGGCUUUAGUUCGACCAAUACAAGCAAAAUGGAAGUCACCUACUAAAACAGACAAAUCCAAUGAUCGUCCACAAAGUCCUCCCCCACCCCUACCCCCUAGGUAUCUGGACAAUCUAGAAGACACUAAACCUGUACCACCAUCACCUAAAAACAAUGUUAGCCCAAAAGAUGUUGUUAGAACUGAAGGGCAGUUUACCAGUUAUUUACCAAGUGAAUCGACAUUUGAUUAUGAUGCUGAUAGUACAGCUCCUAGUCUCCCAUCUUGGGUUAUGAGUGAGUCAGUCACUUCUCUGGCGACCGAUUCUCCUCCAUAUGCAACCCUGGAAAGCACAAAAGAUUUAAUGCUUAAGGAACAAGCAUGUCCUGUUUAUGCUACACUUAAAGGAAGGGCAUCCCAAAUCCGCAAUUUUCCAUUCAGUGGUGAAUCUACGGAUUCGUCUGAUCACGAGAGCGAUUCUGGUCGAGGCGAUGAUUAUCUGAAGCCCGUAGACUCAGAUUGUCCACAGGACACACUUGAUCGUGUGGAUGACAAAAAAGAGAAAGUUUUAAAGACGUGUGCAACUUAUACAACCGUUAGCUUAAAAAAGGGCGAUCAAAGGAAGGAAGGGUUUCUGACAAAACUUGGAGGUCGUAUCAAGAAUUGGAAAAGACGGUGGUUUGUGUUGGAAGAUGGCAAGCUUUACUACUACAAAAGUCCUACUGAUGUUGGCCGUAAACCACUUGGUCAGGUUCCACUGGAUGGUUCUUGUCGGAUAUCAAGAACUGAGGGAGCAUUGACUAUCGAGAUUGCCACAGCAAAUCGUACUUACUAUCUGACAGGAGAAACUUUAGACGAAGUUGACGAAUGGUUACGAGUUCUUCAUAACGUGAUGAGAAAGUUUUCGACCAGCCCGCUUCUUGCUCAGAUGCCGGAGAAAGAGGUUAUGUCAGGAUGGAUCACUAAGGUAAAGAAUGGAUUAUCCAAGAGAAGUUGGUGUGUCCUACGUGGAAAAUACCUGUGUUAUUACAAGAAUAAAACCGAUGCGGUACCAUACAGCAUGGCUAAUCUAAUGGAGAUAGUAGUAGAAGAACUAGAAACUGCAGAUUCUGAUGAAGAAAGAGAGCAAGCCGUAAAUUCCUACAGACAUUUUACUCUGGUUCUCAAGGGAGGAAAGCAAUCAAGUCCGACGUAUUUAUUGAUAGAUAGCAAAGCUGAAAAGGACCUGUGGAUGUUUCAUUUGGUUGUCUCGUCUGGAAGUGGACUGGGUAACAAAGGAACAGACUUCGAGAAGCUGGCAGCGAAAUUAGUUAUGCUAAACGGUGAUCCAGAAAGUGACUUAUGGAAUCAGCCAUUAAUGACGUUCACCAAAGAAGCCUUGACAAAACCCCUCACAACUUUACCUUCACUAGAAUUAGAAGAAGAAGCACUCAAGUUAUUCAAGUCCAUUCUUUUGUUUACCACCGUCGCCACUGAUGAGGCAGCCAUCGAUUAUCACGUGUCUUUGGCCCAGAAUGCCUUGCAAAUCGUACUCGAUCAUCCCGAGUUGCAGAAUGAGAUGUACUGUAUGUUGGUCAAACAAACAUCCAAACAAAUUCAUAGAGGACCCGAAGAUCUAGGGCAUUUUCUGAUGAACUGUGCUGGUAAGCGAUCGUGGCUUCGAGCGGAUUCGUCGGCCAUUGAAGAUACCAUUGAUCUUCGUCCAGUGCAGGAGUUUGUUUACCUCCAAUCUUGGCAGCUUUUAGCUAUGUGUACUUCACUAUUUGUUCCUAAACAACAACUGCUGUCUUUUGUCAAAGCCCACUUGGAGAGAUCGUGUAGUCUGAAAACUCGUCAGGGCAAGUACGCUGCUUACUGUGCACGUAGUUUAGAUAGAACGUUAGCCAAUGGGAAAAGAGAGGCCAGGCCAUCAAGAAUGGAGGUGAUAUCAGUACUUCUACAGAACCCCUACGACCAUAUUCAUCACAUGAACUUGGCUGUGCAUUUCGUUGACGGAAGGUCACAUGUCUUUGGAUUUGAUUGUUCAACGACUGUUGAAGAAUUCAUCGAAACCAUAAAUUCUAAUCUCGGUAUCCGCGGUUCAUCUGAGAGUGGGUACGCCAUUUUUACAGAUAACCCAGUUUCCCCUGUUGAACAUUGUUUACAAGCAAGCGUCAAGCUUUGUGACGUCAUAUCCAAGUGGGAACAGGCCAUGCGCAGUAACUGCAAGGGGAGACUGGAUACUAGUAGAAUAAUCAAAUUGUCUUAUAAGAAUCGGCUUUACUUCAAAAGUCUUCAAGCCAGAGAAAGUCCUAAAGAGAAAUACUUUAUGGUUUUUCAGACAAAUCUCAACGUGGUGAAGGGUAGAUUCCCAGUUAAUAAAGAUAUGGCGAUUGAAUUUGCAGCUUUGAUGGCUCAGAUACAGUAUGGCGACUACAGAGCUCACAGCAACUCGUUACCAAGUAAACGAAUAGAAAACGUCAUUGCGAAACACUUCCCAAAGCACAUACGAGAUUGUAGCGACAGCGAGAAAAGGUCUCUGACAUUAAAAAUGGCGGAGAAGUGGUCAACGUACCAUGGAUGGAGCGUACGGGAGAGUGUAGACAAGUACAUGGAGAAUGCCAAGCGAUGGCCAUUCUUCGGUAGCAAGCUGUUCAAAGCAAAGCAACGAGAGACAACAUCAUCGUCCAUUAAAGGUCGAAGACCUUCGUCUGCAUCAAACACGCAGCCAGUUUGGUUAGCGGUGGAAGAAGAUAGCAUAAGCAUACUGGAAGGAGAUACUCUACGCCUAAUGUGUCGAUAUAAAUACAAUCAUGUAGUAACGUUUGGUGGUUGUAAAGACGACUUUAUGCUCGUAGUCAACCAAUCCAUUAUGCGGGGAGGGAGCACAAUCGAACAAGGAACACAGAGGUUGUUAUUUAACAUGGCAAGAGGCAAGAUUCUCGAACUUACAUUGCUGAUGGCCAGUUAUAUUAACGCAAUUGUGAGGCAGAAGGGGAUCACGUGCGAUGUUACACCAAUCACAGGCCACCAACCCAACAAAGGAUCACUCGAAAUGAGGGUGUGGGACCUGGAAAGUGCUGAAUGGCCCAUUGUACCAGGCUCCAACGUAGGACUCUUGUAAUUCGUUAAAUAUAUUUGUAAAUAUCGUUAACAUUGUAGUUUACUGGUAAAAAUGGUCAGUUAUGGGAGUAGCUUUUAAUUGUGAAAAAGGAUGACACAGUACAAAAAUAUGAUAAACACGAAAUUAAGUUAAGUUGGGUUAUACUAGAUAUUUUUUUAUUUCACUUUAGUCAUAUUAAGUGUUUUCACGAGGAUAAGGAACUAUUCUCGAAAGCUAUUGUAGUUUGGUAGUAAAGCCUUAUUCGUUUUUCUUCCGCAACAUAAGAACAUCUGAAGAAUACUGAUUAAUUUUUAUCAAUAGUGCGGUACUUUAAUACUAAUAUAACUUGUGUUAAUUUCUGUAGAGCAUUCUGUAAUAUAGUUAACAUACCAAUACGUAGUAUUGGUAUUCGAUUUUCGACGUAUUUGUCCUUAUAGUUGAGUUCUUAAAAAUAGAAUAGACCUGAUAGAAUAAGUUUAAAUUGUAAGGUAUGUUAUUAGUGUAUAUAAUUUUCCUUUUCUCCUUCUUUUUCUUUUUUCAUAUUUUCAUUUCUCAAUUUUUUUUCAAAUUUUAAAACGUUUUCCGAAUCAAGAAAAAUAAAUUCAUUUAGUGAUUAUGCAAACCAUUAAAUUAUGAUAGUAAUUUAUAUCAUUAAUUAUGCAUUGUUUGAACCACAAGCUAUACAACUUUAUCGCAUUGAUUUUAAAUGAUCUGUAUAUAUUACAAAUUCGACAGACUAAAUGCAAUAAACCUCAGGUGUAAAACAAGUCUCUAAAUACAGUAUGAGGUAGAUAUGAUAUAUUAGUGUAAAAAACAAAUUAUCAUUGUUCUACACUGGGGGUUUACUGCAUUUAAUCUAAAUGCAAAUAAUAACGAGAAAACRUAGGUAUAGUUUAAAAUAACGGCGUAAAACGUCUAAAGUUUAGUUAUGACAUUAAAAGUAAUUAAAUAUA